AAAGUAUAAAAAGCCACCGUAGUAUUGUUUAUAUUAGUUACAAAAAACUUUUCAGCUAUGAACUAUUACCAUGUUUUAACUGUUUUAGUUGUACUCGUUGGGUACUCUUCCAGCACUAGAGUACUACAAUGUCCAAGUGGUGGAGCAUUGCCGACAGUUGAGAUUGUAUCUAAUAAUGUACGCUGCGUACAAUCACCCUGUAUGGUCUAUUCAGGAGCACCAGCUUACAUAAACAUUAAUUUCACAGCUACUGACAAUAUGCCAUCAAUCACUCCAAAAUAUAUAGCUACAUCUUUUGGGUUACCAGUACCUUAUCCAGUCGGAAGUAAUGCUUGUCCCGAGAUAACCAAUGUUGUGUGUCCUAUAACUAAAGGACAACUUGUAUCCUACACACAUAAGAUGGUUAUACCUUUCUUUCUCCCAAGGAUUACAGUUGGAUUGUCGAUAACAUUUGUAAAUGAUGCCGAUAAGUCAGAGAUAUUCUGUUUUACUACCGAUGUUCAGGUCCAAUAAGCCAGGUUUACCAUAAAGAAAAGUUUUUAGUAUCUAUGACUGUAAAAAAUGCAAAGAUUUCAAAUAAAUAUAAUAUAUUAAACCGUU
Messenger RNA from Diabrotica virgifera virgifera (western corn rootworm), 600 nucleotides. RefSeq names its product mite group 2 allergen Gly d 2.02-like. NCBI's taxonomy places the organism in Eukaryota, Metazoa, Arthropoda, Insecta, Coleoptera, Chrysomelidae. The record is from RefSeq and is a predicted model, not a curated record. Gene Ontology annotation, biological process: sterol transport. Bases 58 to 513 code for a protein of 151 amino acids. The transcript is spliced from 4 exons. Gene Ontology annotation, molecular function: sterol binding.